AUGGCCCAUCUUUUUCACUAUCAUUUUCUACUCUACUUCCUCCUGCAAACAUGCCAUGCUCAGAAGGACAGCAUCAUCUCAAUCCCGUAUGAGCUCACAUACCUACUCCCCUCACGCUUCAACGGAGACAUUUCCUAUAGCUUCGUAAAUGGUACCACUACGUCGGACCCGUCCGUCAAUACCCUGCUCAAGUCCGCGAUGCACGCACCCUUCAUCUCGUAUGACGACGAAUUCCUCGCGCUCCUCGGCCCAAACCCUUCCGUGGAAUUGAUAGAUGAGCGCGAAGUCAACUUCGCUGCCGAGGCAGGCGUCUGGAUUAGCGAGCGCAACGAGGUCUGGUAUACGACUUGGAUCAACGAUGGGCCCACCAGGGUGGAAAUUUUAGACCUGGUAGACAACAGCAUCCGGAACUUAACUUCUUCAAUGCCUUUGGAGAAUCCCAACGGAGGAUACUAUCACCAGGGUCGGGUAUAUUUUACCUGCCUGCGCGACGAAUCUCGAGGCUGGCCAGGCGGAGUUGUAUCCGUUGAUCCGGAAACGGGUGACGUCGAGAGAAUCCUCAACUCAUACUUCGGUCUCAAGUUUGACAAUAUCGAUGAUGUGGCCUGGGUCACACAACCCGGUACCAACAACUCCUUCAUGUUCAUCACCAUUCUGCCAUACCCCGAAACCUUCGGCACCGGGACAAAUGAUACUCUACCUCAGGGUCUAUGGCGCUGGGAUCCGCAAACAAAACUUCUGCUGCCGGCAAUUAGCAGGACCGAGUUGCCCGUUGCAAAUGGAGUCAGAUUUUCAAAGGAUCAGAAGACGCUUUGGGUGACGGAUUUUGGUGGUGCGGAACGCAGUAGGACCUGGGGUCUGCCGGCUGAAGUUGGAGCACCAGCGAUAUACAAGUAUAGGCUCGACGAGGACAUGUGGCCUGUGAAUAAGCGUAUCUUCGGAAUCUCGAGAAUGCAAGCGCCCGAUGGUAUACGGAUAGAUGAUCGGGGGAGAGUGUGGACUGGUGAGGGAGAAGGAAUCGUGGUGCGAGCAGCUGAUGGGAGGAUCAUCGGACUCUUCAAUGCUCAAUACUUUACUAGAGAUCCUACAAGUACAGCAAUUGUGCAAUUUGCGCUUGCUGGGGAUAUACUAGUGAUUCUGGGUCAGAAUCAGCUAUGGACAGUGAAACUUACAGAGACAUUGUUAAGUCGCUAA
Molecule: messenger RNA, 1194 nt
Organism: Penicillium canescens
Lineage: Eukaryota; Fungi; Ascomycota; Eurotiomycetes; Eurotiales; Aspergillaceae
Product: SMP-30/gluconolactonase/LRE family protein
Exons: 1
Coding region: 1-1194 (397 amino acids)
Source: RefSeq, a predicted model, not a curated record